UCUAAGGUGAGAAUUCCGAGUGUUCUCUCUUCUUUCCCAGUUGCCGUCCGGCGAACUAAUCCACCGCCAUGGCUCAACGUCUGAAUUUCUCCUCUUCCAUUUCCACCUCGCAUCUUUCGUCUAUUCUUCCCUCUCAGAAUUCCGUCGCUGCUGCUUCUUCGAAACCAAAUUGGAAGCCCCUCACUUCCCACUUCCUCCCUCAUCCUAUCCCUCUCAUCCGUCUCUGCUUACGCUCCACCAACUACUCCGUCUGGCGUCUGGCUGUGACGGCUCUCUCUGCCGAUGCUUCGGGAAAGAAGCCGCUGCUCGAAGUCAAAAUUUUCAAGGCUGUGAUCGCUGAAACAGGACAGGAAAUUCUAAAGGGCGUCAACCUAGUCGUGAAUGAAGGGGAGGUCCAUGCUAUAAUGAGCAAAAAUGGUUCCGGGAAAAGCACAUUCUCAAAGGUUUUCGUUGGCCAUCCACAUUAUGAAGUUAGGUGGCAGCGUGAUCUUUAAAGGAGAGAACUUGCUUGACAUGGAACCGGAGGAUAGGUCCCUUUCAGGGCUUUUGAGCUUUGAGUCCCCAGUUGAAAUCCCUGGUGUCAGCAAUAUUGACUUCCUAAACAUGGCUUACAAUGCUCGAAGAAGAAAACUUGGUAUCCCUGAGCUUGGUCCAAUUGAGUUCUAUGCGUACCUGUUUCCCAAGCUUGAGCUUAUGAACAUGACGAGUGAUUUUCGAAACAGAAAUGUUAGUGAAGGGUUCAGUGGUGGUGAAAGGAAGCGGAACGAGAUUUUACAGCUUGAGGUUCUGGAAGCAGAUUUGUCUGUAUUAGAUGAGAUUGAUUCUGGUCUAGAUGCCGAUGCUCUCCAAGAUGUUGCAAAAGCAGUUAAUGGACUCUUGACGCCUAAGAAGUCUGUUUUGAUGGUUACACAUUAUCGACGGCUGUUGGAAUUCAUCCAGCCUUCCUAUGUACGUAUUCGUAGGAGGAUGGAAGAAUCAUAAAGACUGGGGAUACUAACAUUGUAAGUGUUCUCGAGAAGGAAGGUUAUAAAGCAAUGUCUACCGCCUGAACAGUCAACGUAUCGGGGAAUAACGGUAAUGCUAAGUGUAUGGCAUCUCCCAUCUCUGUACUUGUUCUUGGGGAUUCGGAACUUCACUGUUCAUCAGUGUGUUUUAUGUUCCUGGUGAAGAUUGCUGUAAGUUUGCGAUUAUCUGGGAGCUCCAUUCCGAUCUUAGUUCGGCUGGUUCUUUUUGUCGGGACCAACAAUGAGCCCACAAUUGCGAUCAAUUCCUGCGUCUGUCGAAGUCUUCUUCUCUUUGCAAAAAGACAAAAGGAUCAGAGGAGAGAAAGAAAAGGGAUAAAGAAGGCAAUUCCAGAGACCCGAAACAUUUGAAUAGGUUUUGCCAAUUCACACUCAAGUGGAAAAAUGACUAUGCCGAUCGUGUAACACGAGGAAGAAAAUGGAUAUGUCACUCUUUCGUAUGGAUUACUCGCAUACAAGUAAAUAUUACACUGAUUGACAGACAACAGGCCAGUUAGACUGCUACCAAUGGGACACCAAUUUGAUCAGUUGACAACAUCUGAGAAACCAAUCUCAUCUCUGGCCUAGCCUGCGGAUUGGUGUUCAAACAUGCUGCAGCGACCCUCAAGACGUUCUCCAAGUCUUGCUUGAUUAGAGCUGAAGGAGGAGAGAGACGCUGGUCUAGCAGAUCAUCCAACGGCAAUGCUAUGUCUGUCAAAGAGGAGGAGGCGAACGAUAGCACGGUUUCCCCAGGAUGGUUCCCUUUGAUCACUUCCAGUGCCAACACUCCGAAGCUAUACACAUCGCAUUUCUCCGUCACCCUCAUUGUAUACGCCAGCUCUGGAGCAAGAUAUCCACGGGUGCCAGCCUGUGCAGUCCAAUGGGAGGUAUCAGUGUUGAGAAGCUUUGCAGUCCCAAAAUCCGAAACUCGGACUUCGUAAUCGGUAUCCAACAGCACGUUAUUGCUGGUUAUAUCUCGAUGAACGAUGGGUAUGGUGCAAUCGUGGUGCAAGUAAGACAAGGCAUGAGCCACUCCUCUCACAAUGUUGACCCUCUUCCACCAAUCCAACUCCACGGCUUCCCCAUCGUGGCUCAGAACUGAAGCUAAGCUCCCUCUCUCCAGGUACUCGUACACCAAGAAGGAGUGUCUAGAGUGAGAACAGAAACCAUAGAGUUUCACAAUGUUCCGGUGCCUUACCUCGGUCAACACUUUGAUCUCGCUCAGGAACUCCCUCUGAAGCGCCCCAUUGCUGUCGUGGAAACCGUGGAGCUUCUUCACUGCCACGUUGAUUCCGGAUGGCAGCCUGGCCUUGUACACCGUACCAUAACCUCCCUUCCCAAUGCAGUACCUGGAAUCAAAGGUCUCGGUUGCUUUCACGAUUUCAGAGUACAUGAUCUUCCCAUCGAACCCAGGGGUGAUCAAGAUGUCCUCUUCCUGCUGCUGCUGUAGUGGUUGUGUUUCUGCCUCUCCCCUGCCAUUCCGGUGAAUGCAGAGCAUUCCCAAAGCUAAUAGCACAACAACCACGGCCAAGACAGGCAGGAAAAUGACCAAGAACAAGAACAUACGGCUCUUUUUUCUCGAUGAACCGGUUCCUGGAGUAGAAGAAGGAUUGCACCGCUGUAGACCCUCAAUACUUCCACACAAGCCACUGUUGCCCUGUACAUCUUCAAUCGAAGCGUUUUGGAAGCUUCUACUGUUUGGAAGAGGACCCUGCAAUCUGUUAUAGGAAAUGUCAACGGCGCGCAAGGGGAUUUGUGCUAACCCAUUUGGAAUUGACCCAGAAAGGCUAUUCCUUGACAGGUUCAGGAACUCCAAGCUUCCCAAGGAGCUCAGCCUCGAUGGGAUUGGGCCGGUGAGCGAGUUCCGGCUGAGAUCGAGAUUUGACAGAUGAAUCAGAUUGCCCAGUUGAUCUGGAAUGCUUUCCCCGAACUGGUUGUUGCUGAGAUUCAAGUAGUUCAGCUGAGAAAAUUCGCCUAUGCUAGCCGGAAUUGACUGGUUGAACCUGUUAGAAGACAAAUCGAGCAGCUCCAGCUCAGUAAAUGAUCUCAACUCUGGAGGGAUAGGCCCUGAGAGUUGAUUGCCGUAGAGUGCUAGCCUGACUAAAGAACUCAGCUUUCCAAGCUCUAUGGGAAGUUGACCAACCAAUUGAUUGGAAGAAAGAUUAAGCCCCUGCAGCCGAGAAACGUUACCAAUCUCCGGCGGAAUCUCACCCCUGAUGUUGUUCUCAGAAAUCAGAAGUGUAGCCAAAUUGGGGCACGAUCCCCAGUUGGAUGAUAUCUCACCGUAGAAGUUAUUCCGGCUGAGAUCAAUGUACUGCAAAUCUGGGUAGACCCCGAAGUCAUCAGAAAUAUUCCCGGUGAACUGAUUAUCUUCCAGACGAACCCGGACGAAGGUCGGGCAGGUCCUGAAGCUUCUAGGAACAGGGCCGGAGAAGUUGUUGGCAUUGGCGGUGAAAUUGAUCAGCGAUUGCUGACCUCCGCAGAGGUUCUCAGGUAGAACGCCGGAGAAAUUGUUGCUGUCUAGCUGGAGAACCGUGAGCUUGGUGAGGUUCGCUAUCUCCUUAGGGAUUGAACCAGAGAGACGGUUCACACGAAGAUACAAGAUUUCCAAUGUGCUCAAAUUUCCAAUUGAAGCAGGAACAGGGCCCGUGAGUCGAUUCUCGCUCACCUCCAGAUCUACAAUGGACUCCAAGUUCCCCAGCUCUGGUGGAAUCCCGCCGGAGAGCUGGUUCCCGUAGAGAUGGAGCUGGACCAGGGAUGUCAGCCGGCCAAUCGACGGAGGAAUUGGACCGGAGAGGUUGUUUGUAUGGAGGCUGAGGAACUGGAGCGACCUGAGGUUCCCGAUUUCGUCAGGAAUUCGGCCGGAGAGUGAAUUCAUGAACAUGUAGAGAGUAGUCAAGUUGGUCAAUUUCCCGAAACUUGCCGGAAUUGGACCGGAUAACUGGUUGGUGUCGAUGAAAAACUCGGUGAGUUCGGUCAAGUUACCGAUUUCCGGGGGAAUUGGACCGGAGAUUGCAUUGUCGUAGAGGUACAAGCGCUCCAAUCUGGUCAAGUUCCCUAUUGAAGAAGGAAGCGGGCCUUCGAGAUAGUUGGUGUAGAGGGCGAGCUCGGUCAAGGACUCCAGCUGGCCGAUCUCGUUGGGAAUCGAGCCGUUCAGCUGGUUGUCAAUGAUGUGGAGGGUUUCCAGCUUUCUGAGGAGGCCGAUUUCCGGCGGGAUGACGCCGGAGAGCUGGUUGAGGGACACGUCGAAGUAGAUGAGGUUGGCGAGCUGGCCGAUUGCGGGUGGGAUGAUGCCGUAGAGCUGGUUUAUGCUCAGCUCGAAGUAGGAGAGGCUGGGGAGCGAGGAAAAGGGGAAGUCUUCCAGCGUACCAUUCAGGCCGGAGUUGGUGAGAUUCAGCCGAAGCACGCUCCCGGCGGCGGUGCAGGAGACUCUGACGAAGCGGCAGGGGGUGGCGGCGGCGCGGGUGGCGUUGACCGGCCAGGUGGAGAUGUUGGAUUGGCGGAGGUCGUUAAGGGUGGAAGCCCAUCGGAGGAGAGCGGCGGCUUCGGAUGCGGAGUCGGAAGCUGCCGGGAGUGGUGAAGUGAGGAGAAGAAGGGAGUAGAGGAUAAGAAUAGGAAGAAGCUGAAGCGGCAGAGGUUGUUGGGUCCUCCUGUUGGAGGUUGUUUCAUCAAUUUCUUCUGCCAUUUUUUGGGCUUUUGUUUGCUGGGAAACGUUGGUUUUUGGCUUUUGCUAUGUUCAUCUAUUUUCCGGGAAUGUGCUUCAAGCCGCGAUGGAUGGAUGAUUGCUUGCUGUUCGUGAAAGCAAAUGUUGAUUGGUCAACAGUCUGCCAUUUGACAAAUGGGAUGCAUUCCGAUGGCGCGUCUUGGGCUCUUGGCUGAAUGCUUUAGUUGACCUCGGAGUUUGUUCAUACAUGUUUGAUCAGAAAGCACUAACGGAAGUUAUGUGAAGGAGACUUCCACGAUAUGAGAUCGUCAUUCUCCUCCUCCUGCCACCGCUCAAUCUCGGAGCUAGCCGGCGAUCGGAAAUUAGAAGUUCCCAUAUUGACGACGAUCUCUGUUCCGAUUCAGAUGGAGGGAAGAGGGAGAAUGCUGCCGCUGCUGGCUCUUCACGCCGUCGCCGAGUACUACAGACUGCCAUGGAAACCUCCCGUCACGGCGGGACUAAUCGCCGCCAAUACCCUCGUCUACCUGAAGCCCGCUUUCCUCCGCCACCUCCUCCCUUCCAUCGAGGAGGUCUGGUUCAAUCCCCACCUCAUUCUCAAGAACAAGGAUGCGAGGCGCUUCUUCCUAUCACCAUUCUACCACAUCAACGAGUCCCACUUGGUCUACAACAUGAUUUCACUCCUAUGGAAGGGGAUCCAGCUGGAAACCUCAAUGGGAAGUCUCGAAUUCGCAUCCAUGGUCGCCGCACUCCUCACCAUGUCCCAAGGGAUCACGAUGCUGCUGGCCAAGACCCUCGUCGUGUUUCUCGACUACCCCAAGCCGUUCUACUCUGAAUAUGCUGUCGGGUUCUCGGGAGUGCUGUUUGCGAUGAAGGUUGUCCUCAAUUCUCAGUCCGCAGACUAUGCUCACGUGCACGGACUGGUGGUGCCAUCUCGAUAUGCUGCUUGGGCUGAACUAAUUCUCAUCCAAAUGUUUGCCCCUGGCGUCUCGUUCCUUGGCCACCUUGGUGGCAUUCUGGCAGGGAUGCUCUAUCUCAAACUCAAGGGCGAGUACUCGGGCUCGGGCUCAGGCUCGGGCUCGGGCUCAGACCCUUUGGUUAGAAUGCUCAGAGGUCUUGUUGGCAUAGCGAGCUGGCCACUGAGGGCUGCAAGAGGAUUGUUUCAACCCAGGAGGAUGCCACGUGUCUCCGGGAGGGGAACAGUCGGCAGGGAAACGAGAGACGGGUUGUCGGGUAUAUGGAGAUGCCAUGCUUGUACAUUUGAUAAUUCGGGUUGGUUAAGCGAGUGUGAGAUGUGUGGAACAAGGCGUGGAGGCUCAAUGGAUGAGAUUGGGAUUCAAGAAAUGCGUAUGCGGAGGAUUCAGAGAUUUGGUUGAUAUCAAGGCUCGGUAAUAGGUACGACAUACUCCUUGUUCGAUACAGAUUUUGAUGAUGUUUCACAGUUGCAUAAGGAUGUAGGGUCUGCUGGAUGUUCAGUGUAAUGCUAAGUUGAGCCUUGAACAGCGUAUACAUCAAACAGAUGGCCGAUUUACUUAUCCUUACAAUUGUUUUAUCUUUUAUGGUUUGUAUAUUUGAAUGCAAGAAUAGCAAAAGCUGGAUAUGACGAUAUUGGAAAUGCAGAUAUCUUCUGCAGACAAGUAGCCCUAGUUAGUUGAUGGUUCAAAUUCAUCAGUUCAAUUACUGUGUCUCCUUUGUGUUUCAGCACUAGAGUAUGAUGAUGGCCUCUGGCCUCCGCGAUACCUUAAUGCGUUAAAACAUCGUUAAGAAUUAGUCCAAUGAACA
Molecule: messenger RNA, 6444 nt
Organism: Linum tenue
Lineage: Eukaryota; Viridiplantae; Streptophyta; Magnoliopsida; Malpighiales; Linaceae
Source: the annotation of a GenBank genome assembly